Syzygium oleosum is the source of this 2565-nucleotide messenger RNA. RefSeq names its product QWRF motif-containing protein 3. The record is from RefSeq and is a predicted model, not a curated record. Gene Ontology annotation, molecular function: microtubule binding. The coding region runs from base 426 to 2189 and encodes 587 amino acids. Gene Ontology annotation, cellular component: nuclear microtubule; cytoplasm; centrosome. Gene Ontology annotation, biological process: spindle assembly; centrosome cycle. Lineage: Eukaryota; Viridiplantae; Streptophyta; Magnoliopsida; Myrtales; Myrtaceae. The transcript is spliced from 6 exons.
AGCCGUGCCGGCCACGUGCCGGCCUGGGGCACUGCUUAGAAAUAACAUGCCGGCGCAACUCUAUUAACGAACAGACCAAUCACUUCGUUUCCUCCUCCUGUUCCUUGUAGAGCCCGUCGGCCGUCCCACACAACUUCCAUCUCUCAUCCAAAUGCUAAACGCCAAAACUACCCCUGUUUCUCUCAUGUGGUGGUGGAUUAACAUCGAGCGAAACCAAACAUGACACUUCAGCCAUUACAUAAGCCAUUUUAUCUUUUACUAAAAACCCUCCCAAUAAAAUCUCGCCGGCCGUAUCUACUUUGCCGCCACUUUCAAAUGUUUGUUUUUUUAUCACUAACCGUCGUCACUGCUCACUGAACAAGCCCUCGUAUCUCCGUCAAUCUCUGUCUCUCUCUCUCCAAUGCUUCCGUGCACAAACAAGUAAAAUGAUGAAGAAUCACCAGGAGACCACAGCUUCAGAUCAACCCCUGAAGGCUCGACGCCCCAAGUCCCGCGAAGUGAGCUCGCGGUACCUCUCGCCGACGUCGACUCCCACUCACGACAGCGGGAUCCCGUCGCCGACCCGUGGCUCAUCGCCGAUGCGGCGUAAGUCCGGCGCGAGCUCCCAAGAUUCUCGGAAGCACCGGAGCCUCGAGGAGUUGGGCUUUGCCAGAGGAUCGCUGUGGCCUUCGGCGACUGCGAUCUCGUCUCCUUCGCGGUCCUCGAGCACGAAACUGGACACUCUUGCCGAUCACCUCGGGAACGACAGAUUGAAUGAUCUUCUGGACCGCAAAAGCGGAAAUAAGGUCGUGAGUGCUGAGAAUCCCGCGCAUUUGAGCAGGCAGAGGAGCGUAACCGAGAUCAAUAGAAUCGAGAAUGUGAAAGGGGCCAGUAAAGAGAACCACAGGCCGAUUCUCGGCGGUUCCAUGAGGUACACCGGUAAAUUAUUGUUUCCUGGCAGAAAAUCGUCGUCUUCGAACAAGGGGUCGGAGAGUCCUGCCCCGAUAAUCCCUGGAAGAUUCUCUGUUGACGAAAAUGCUCUUUACAAGAAAUCUUCCAGAAGGAAAUCUGAUACUUUCACGGACCAUUCUCUUGAAUCCGAAUCCGAAUGCAGCGAUGUAUCCUCUUCGGCAUCCAAUUUAUCGUCGACGACAAUGAUGGGGAAAGCUGGUAUAGAGGUUUCAUCCAAGUACAUGAACGAUGUAACAGGAAGGUCCAGCAGGUGGACUUCAGAUUCGAAUGUUCAGCAUCCUCUGUCGUUCGAUGAAACCGCUAGGUCGAACAAGUUUACAGUAAAAGGUGCAAUCAAGAGGGCUAGUUCGCUCACUGGGUACGGGAGUGCAAUGUCGCAAUGGGCUCUGUCACCCGGCAGGUCAGGUUCGUCUCCAAUGUCUGUAGAAAAUAAAGAGAGGCCGUUGUCUUUUUCGAACUUGAAGCCACCGUCGAGUCCCUCGAGGCAUAAUGGUGUGGAAAAGUUGCUUAAUAUGGGACUUGACUUGUUCAAGAGCAAGAAAUCCUCAUCUCAUUCAUCUCCUCUGGGUCCUGCUGGUGCAGAAAACGUUCAUCAACUUCGUCUGCUUCAUAAUCGGUUGAUACAAUGGCAGUAUGCGAAUGCUAAAGCCGAUGCUGGGAACUCGAAUAUCACUAGCCAGACUGAGAGAAAUUUAGUAUGUGCUUGGAGCAGCCUCACAAAAUUGCAACAUUCUGUGCUCCAGAAGAAAUUACAGAUGGAGAAAGAAAAGUUCCAAAUGAAGCUGAACCUGAUACUCCAUACCCAAAUUAGACCACUGGAAACUUGGGGAGACAUGGAAAGGCGACACUCGCUAGCAAUUUCCAAGACAACCGAGUCUUUGCAAUCUAUUGUCGGUAGAUUACCGCUCAUAGAAGGUGCAGAGGUCGAGCCACAAUCUACUUCGUUCGCUCUCCGACACGCGUUGGAUCUCACGACGUCUAUCAAGUCAGCAAUAACCGAUAUUUCCCCUUCGGGAGAUGGCACCGUCCCAUUGCUCUCAGAGUUGGCGAAGGUGGUUGGGCAAGAAAAGCUGCUCUUGGAGGAGUGCCUGGAGUGUCUUAGGACCAUAUCCAAGCUAGAGAUCCAAGAGAGUAGUUUAACAAGUAGCUUGAUUCAAAUGAAUCUAUGGCAACAGCAGCAGCAGCAGCAGCAGCAGCAGGAACAUGUACAACUGCGACAACAACAACAAUGUCAAUAAGUGGCUUCACUUGAGAGUCAAGACGAAGAUCUAGCAGUUGGACUGACAGGUUAGAUGCACAGACAAUUCGAUUCGCUGCUUGAUCGAAGCAGUACAAUUUAAGAAAACCGGGCUUACUGAUUCAUUUAGUAGGUAAAACUAAGAAAUGUGUUAGCUAAGGCUGAAAAUGCGAGCAAACGCGACGCGGCUUGUGUCUCGUGACAAUGUGGACGAUCGAAUCCGAUACUGGAAAAGAUUCUGCUAUAUCAGUUCAAUAACCAGCAUGACUUGAGAUUCCUGCAUUUUCAUUGCAUUCACGCUGAAAAGAUUCGACUUUGAUCGCGAAUGAUAAUUCCAGCACCAUGUCGCCAGACAACCGACAUGAUUUAGAAGUCCA